Molecule: messenger RNA, 1750 nt
Organism: Salarias fasciatus (jewelled blenny)
Lineage: Eukaryota; Metazoa; Chordata; Actinopteri; Blenniiformes; Blenniidae
Product: ATPase family AAA domain-containing protein 1-B
Exons: 10
Coding region: 98-1192 (364 amino acids)
Biological process (GO): extraction of mislocalized protein from mitochondrial outer membrane
Cellular component (GO): mitochondrial outer membrane
Molecular function (GO): ATP binding; ATP hydrolysis activity
Source: RefSeq, a predicted model, not a curated record
GCAGAAGAAGAACAUUGGGUUUUUCACAGCACGAGAGUCUGAAGGCAGAGAGUCUGAGGAACCGAUAGCCGGAGAGGAGAUCACAUCCAGUCCGACCAUGGUCAUUAGGGAGGUCCCGGCUGAUCAGCUCGCCCGUCCUCUGGGCAGAAACGAGGUCAUCGGACUGCUCUUCCGGCUCACCAUUUUCGGAGCCGUCACCUACUUCACCAUCAAGUGGAUGGUGGACGCCAUCGACCCCACCAGGAAGCAGAAGGUGGAGGCUCAGAAGCAGGCAGAGAAGCUGAUGCAGCAGAUCGGCGUGAAAAACGUGAAGCUGUCAGAGUACGAGAUGAGCAUCGCCGCUCACCUGGUGGACCCGCUCAGCAUGCAGAUCACCUGGAGCGACAUCGCCGGCCUGGACGAGGUGAUCACCGAGCUGAAGGAGACCGUCAUCUUACCCGUUCAGAAAAGACACCUGUUCCAAGGAUCCAGACUGCUGCAGCCGCCGAAAGGCGUGUUGCUGUAUGGACCUCCGGGAUGUGGCAAAACACUCAUCGCUAAGGCGACGGCGAAGGAGGCGGGGUUCCGCUUCAUCAACCUGCAGCCGAGCACGCUGACGGACAAAUGGUACGGAGAGUCCCAGAAACUCGCCGCCGCGGUGUUCUCCCUGGCUGUCAAACUGCAGCCGUCAAUCAUCUUCAUCGACGAGAUCGAUUCGUUCCUCAGGAGUCGGUCCAGCUCGGACCACGAGGCCACGGCCAUGAUGAAGGCUCAGUUCAUGAGUCUGUGGGAUGGGUUGGACACGGACCACCACUGUCAGGUCAUCAUCAUGGGAGCCACGAACCGGCCUCAGGACCUGGACUCUGCCAUCCUCAGGAGGAUGCCCACCAGGUUCCACAUCAACCAGCCGAGCUUGAAGCAGCGAGAGCAGAUCCUCAGGCUGAUCCUGGAGAACGAGAGCGUGGACCUGUCAGUGGACCUCAGCAGCGUCGCCGGUGAAACGGACGGCUUCUCAGGAAGCGACCUCAGAGAGAUGUGUCGCGACGCCGCCUUGCUGUGCGUCCGGGACUUCGUCCACACGCAGAGCAGCAGCCCGCUGGAGGACUACAUCCGUCCCAUCCAUCAGACCGACCUGCAGAAGGCCAUCGCGAAGAUGAAGAAGUCCAAGUCUGCGGGAGGACACGGCCUGCUGCUGCACGCCGCUUUGGACUGAGCUGCCCACAGGACGCCGGUUUGAUUCCCACAGCUUGUUUGAGACGGCGCUCGCCAUGUGUUUGUUCCGGUCAGCUGACUGCGGGUGUAGAUACGGAGGCGGGUCUGGAGGCCGCCGCUUUCUGCUGAGGUCUGACGGAGCAGCUGGACGCCGCCGACGCGCCAUCCUCCGCUUCAGUUUUCGUCUCGCUCUCUUUCGGUUUCGCUCGUUUCGGCCUCCACGUACCACCGUUACCCAUGAGCCUCGGCUGAUGUUGCCAUGAAGAUUACAGUAAAAACACAGCUUUUAUUGUGAAAAAAGAAGUUUAAAGUUAUUUUUUUCUUCUGAUUGGAGGUUAAAACAAAUCAGCUUUUCUUUUGAGUUCAACCUGUUUGGACAAUUUUUAACCAUUUACACUGGAAAAUUAAGCAAAAAAAAAUAUUUGUGAAAUGGUUGUUUUUGUGCUUUAUUUUUAUCCUAUUUGAGUUUUUUAUUUAAAAACAAAUGAUUGUUUAUUCAUUGAUCUGUUAAAAACAAAAGAGUCACUGUCGAUGUAAUAAACUCACUGUCAUUGAUUCA